This is a messenger RNA of Culex quinquefasciatus (southern house mosquito), 1645 nucleotides long. Its product is annotated as alpha-amylase A. Gene Ontology annotation, molecular function: cation binding; alpha-amylase activity. NCBI's taxonomy places the organism in Eukaryota, Metazoa, Arthropoda, Insecta, Diptera, Culicidae. The transcript is spliced from 2 exons. The coding region runs from base 112 to 1611 and encodes 499 amino acids. The record is from RefSeq and is a predicted model, not a curated record. Gene Ontology annotation, biological process: carbohydrate metabolic process.
AUCAACCGGAAACCAAACCGUGAUCUAGUAACCUUUGCCUUCACAACUAUACGCUAGGCAGCGCUCUGCUGACCACUCAGUCAUUUACAUCGCAGUAGCCGUCGUCGCACAAUGCAUCGCAGCCUACUACUACUAGUGACAAUUUUCACGACCAAGGCCGGCGGUCAAUUUGAUCCGCAUUUUGCGAAAAAGGAAGCCACCGGAAUCGUGCAGCUUUUCGAGUGGACCCACGUGGAUGUCGAGGCGGAAUGUGUGGCGUACCUGGGUCCGAACGGGUUCGGUGCCGUCCAGGUGUCCCCGGUGAACGAGGUUCGCAUUAUGCCAAAUCGAUCGUGGCGCGAACGGUAUGAACCGAUUUCGUACAAGAUUUCCGGCAGAUCUGGUGACGAGUCGCAGUUCCGGUCGAUGGUGAGCGCGUGCAACGACGGGGGAGUGCGCGUUUACGUGGAAGUGGUGCUGAACAACAUGGCCGGUGGCAGUGGGACGGUUCGGGGGACCGCUGGAUCGGUGGCGUAUCCGGAAAUGAAGGAUUAUCCGGCAACGCCGUACAGUGCUGGGGAUUUUAACGAUGCCUGCACGAUUGUUGACCCGAGAGAUGCUCACGAGGUGCGGAACUGUCAGAUCGAUGAUCGGCCGGACUUGAACCAGGGGUUGGCACGGGUUCGGGACAGAAUGGUCGAGUUCAUGAACAAACUUAUUUCGGUGGGUGUGGCUGGCUUUUACAUCAAUUCCGCUAAGAACAUGUGGCCGCACGAUCUGAGGGCGCUGUACUCGAAACUGGAGAAUUUGAGCAUUUCUGCGGGCUUCCCCAAAGACAGUCGACCCUUCAUCUACCAGGACGUGGCUGAUUUUAACGAGGGAGGCUCGAGAAAGACCGAGUACACGUACAUGGGAAUGGUGACGGAAUAUCGGUUCGCGUACGACAUUGGAGAAGUCAUGUACAAACGAAAACCGUUCCACCACAUGCUCUUCACGGGAACCCGCCUGGGCUAUCUUCCGCGGGAACGAUCGGUGGUUUUCGUGGACUCCCCAAUCCUGCAGCGACUUCCGGAGGUGAACGAAACCAAGCAGAUCGUGACCUUCAAGCACCGUCGAGAGUACAAGAUCGCGCUAGUAUUUAUGCUGGCCCAUCGGUACGGAACUCCGCGGAUCAUGAGUUCGUUUGGGUUCAAAACGGACGACGAAGGACCACCGAUGGACGCUCGAGGUCGGAUUGUGUCGGUUGAUUUUGAUGACGCUGGACAGUGCACCGGAGGAUGGAUCUGCGAGCACCGGUGGCUGGUGGUGAAGCGGAUGAUGAAGUUCCGCGGUGCGGUUGUGGGACAACCCGUGAUCAACUGGGUGGACAAUGGACAAAAUCAGGUUGCUUUUUGUCGAGGGAAGAUUGGUUUUGUGGCUUUCAAUGCGGAGAUAUCGAUCAGUAUGAAGGCGAAUCUGUUUACGUGCCUUCCGGCGGGGAUUUACUGUGAUUUAAUCAGUGGAGGAGUGGAGAGUGGUGAAUGUACAGGAACGUCCGUUCUGGUGGAUGCCAAAGGCCGUGCGGAUAUUUUUAUUUCUAGCAAGCUGGAAGAACCAAUUAUUGUACUGCUUGUAAGCGAGAAAAUAAAGUGAAAUUUGAUUGUUAUCUCAAACUUGUCCCAAAUCU